UUUUUUGUUGCAAAUACCUUCACCAUUCUGGCGCCGGAGAAUUUGGCAGCAGCCCGUCUGCAAUCGACUGCCAUCAGCAUUAACAGGAGUGGCAGCGGACUACUUUCAAGAACAAACAGCGGUGGUGAAACUUCCUCAAGGCCUCUUAGGUCCUAUGAUAUUUACUCCUCGUUCGACAACUUGUCAACAACAUUGUCUUCCAAAGCUAAAUUCUCGCAGAAACAAUCAGUCUCGUUUGAUAGCUAUUGGAAAAAAUCUAGUUCGCACCAAAAUUUACAGGAUUACAAAUUAUUGUCACCUAAAAGAGCACUGGAAACAUGCCAUACAACGUUUUACAAUACAAGAUGUGAUUGUUGUGAGAAUGAAAAGUGGUUCCACAAAGAAUUUAGAUUUCCGUCCCCGCCGUUGGAGAAUUCUGGGAGACACAAGCCAAUUAGCCUCAAAGAACGAACCGACUAUCUUUCAUUAUCCCUAUCGCCCCCUGGUUCUAGGAGCGAGAGCGUUUUUUUGAGAGAUUACCCAUCACUGUCAUCGAGCAAAGAUAUAAGUUUAUUAGAUUUAGACGAUAUUAAAAAAUUACGGCAUAUUGAAAACAGAGAGAGCCAAGAAGAUGAAGCUGAAUAUGAAGCAGGUGGAUAUAUGCCAAUUAAUACAGGAGAUGUGUUGAGAAAUCAGUACAAAGUAUGCAGAAAACUAGGAUGGGGACAUUUUUCUACUGUAUGGCUAUGCAAAAAUUUAUAUGAAAAUGGUCCUCGAUACGUAGCCCUAAAAAUUUGCAAAUCAGCCCCUAUGUUUACCGCAGUGGCCAACGAUGAAAUAAGACUAUUACAAGAGACUCGCACUAACAAUCUUAAUCAUGUGGGAUAUAGCCACAUAGUACAAAUGGUGGAUACUUUUAAAUUAAUUAGCGAAAAUGGUGUACACACCGCUAUCUCCUUAGAAAUAAUGGGACCAAGUUUACUUCAUCUUCUUAUGCAAAGUGACUUACGGGGUAUACAGGUUCCUGCUGUGCGCAGAAUCAUUUUUCAGGUUUUAAGGGGUUUGACUUACCUUCACCAAGAAUGUCACAUUAUUCAUACUGAUAUAAAACCAGAAAACAUUCUAAUAAAAGUGGACGAAAGCUACAUUAGGAGAAUUAUUGACAAAAUGGAAAGAUUUUCAGAGCUUGGUGUUGAUUUACCACGGUCUUAUGUAAGUUCAGAAUUUUGGAGAGAAAAUGAUAGCAAUCCCCAUCAGUUUGACGAAGACAUACUCAGUAGGUUUGAAGAACAUAGGGCAUCUUCAUAUCCCAGUGAUUCCUUUAUGACAGCAAAGGACAAUUAUAGAGAACGUACAAGCCAAACAAAUUGUCCUAUGUAUGUUAGUUCGAAUAUUGAAAUAAAAAUUGCCGAUUUAGGAAAUGCAUGCUGGGAGUUUUUUUGUGGACUUCGCUUAGAACCAGCUUUCAGUUGCAACAAGCUUUUAGAGUGGUUUAGCAUUUUUUUUCACAUUAGAUAUAAGGAUCACCAUUUUUCACAAGAAAUACAAACACGACAAUAUAGGGCCUUAGAAGUUAUAAUGAGAGCUGGUUACAGCUAUCCAGCUGAUAUAUGGUCAGUUGGGUGCAUGGCCUUUGAAUUAGCCACAGGUGAAAUGCUAUUCAGUCCGAAAGGUUCUACAGAAUUGUCUGCUAAUAUUGACCAUUUGUGUUUAAUUUGGGAAACUCUGGGAGGAAUACCGAGAUAUAUAACUGAGACGGGAACUGAGUCAAAGCGUUAUUUUUUAAAUGGAUACUUAAAGGAUGUGCCAACAGAUAACUUACGAAUAUGGAAGAUAGAAGAUGUACUAGUGGAAAAAUACAAAUGGAAACGUUUAGAUGCCAUACCAUUUGCCAGUUUUCUAGAAAGUUUGGUGGAGCCAGAUCCUGCUCUACGAUCUACCUCGAGCCAAGCUUUAACCAACGAUUGGUUACUCUCUACAGAUCUUUAAAUAUUUCCAGGAUAUUUGUACAAGACUGAUGUUAUGUAUUUUUAACCGUUCUUUAAUAUUCUUCAUUCAUCAAAUUCAGUCCGUUGAAUACUUGGUCAUGUUUUUAAGUUACACUGUCUCUUCUCUCUCUUAGCAUUUUAUAAUAAACAUUUUAAAAUCAG
Molecule: messenger RNA, 2129 nt
Organism: Anthonomus grandis grandis
Lineage: Eukaryota; Metazoa; Arthropoda; Insecta; Coleoptera; Curculionidae
Product: SRSF protein kinase 3-like
Exons: 9
Biological process (GO): spliceosomal complex assembly; protein phosphorylation; regulation of mRNA processing
Molecular function (GO): protein kinase activity; ATP binding
Source: RefSeq, a predicted model, not a curated record